AUGGCUCCUGUGUCCCGAUCCCACUAUCCGGAGGACUCGCUGGGCUCUCGGAGAUGGAAACGCAGCUCGUCAGGAAGCCCACCAUCCGCACAGGCCAGAUGCUCCCCUCGAGGUUCGCGUUCCCACUCUCAGUCCCGCGGCCAUGAGGGCUUCAGGCCUCCGCAAAGUUGGUCGUGCGUGGUCGGCUCUCCUUCCACCUUCCGAGGCACUCUAGAUCGAGAACGACCCCCUGGGCUUUGCAACUACGCCCUUUCUUCCUCUUCUUUCUAUUAUGGCAGAUACCGCUACCAUCAUCACCACUAUACUGGUGAGCGGCAGUGGGUGGAAGGCUACAAAGAGGAGAAGGAGGAGAGCCAUCGUCAGUGGAGGCUAAAAGAAAGAGAGAGGAUUGGGGAGUUGGGAGUGCCUGAGGUCUGGGGUCUAUCUCCAAAAUGCCCUGAGCCCGAUUCUGAUGAACACACUCCAGUUGAGGAUGAACCAAAGACCCAGAAGAGAAGCCGUUCAGAUUCUAGCCAGGAAGAAGGAAAAAGGAAGAAGGCCAGUCAUUCAAAAAACAAGAAAAAAAGAAAGAAAAAGUCAUCCAAAAGAAAACAUAGGAGGUAUUCUGAUAAUAGUGAUAGCAAUUCAGACUCUGACACAAAUUCGAACUUUGGUGAUGAUAGAAAGAAAGCCAGAAAGUCCAAGAAGAAAGAGAAGAAAAAGAAACACAAAGCCAAAAAAGACAAGAGAAAGAAGAAUAAGAAAACGAAUAAAGAAUCCAGUUAUUUAACCUAUAAGGAUUCAGAAGGGGAGUUGCCAGAAGAUAUGUGGAUUGAACAGUCAAAGAUUGCAGAUACUGUGGGUUUAAUAGGCCCAGAAGCACCUAUAAUACACUCUUCUCAAGAUGAUAAACCGUUGAACUAUGGUCAUGCUCUGCUUCCAGGUGAAGGUGCAGCUAUGGCUGAGUAUGUAAAAGCUGGGAAGCGUAUCCCACGAAGAGGUGAAAUUGGGCUAACAAGUGAAGAGAUUGCUUCGUUUGAAUGCUCAGGUUAUGUUAUGAGUGGUAGCAGGCAUCGCAGAAUGGAGGCAGUACGACUUCGGAAAGAGAACCAGAUCUACAGUGCUGAUGAGAAGAGAGCCCUUGCAUCCUUUAACCAAGAAGAGAGACGAAAGAGAGAGAAUAAGAUUCUUGCCAGUUUCCGAGAGAUGGUGUACCGAAAGACAAAAGGGAAAGAUGACAAAUAA
This is a messenger RNA of Chrysochloris asiatica (Cape golden mole), 1224 nucleotides long. It is a transcript of the gene NKAPL, whose product is annotated as NFKB activating protein-like. The transcript has a single exon. The record is from RefSeq and is a predicted model, not a curated record. Bases 1 to 1224 code for a protein of 407 amino acids. Gene Ontology annotation, biological process: regulation of gene expression. Gene Ontology annotation, molecular function: chromatin binding. Gene Ontology annotation, cellular component: nucleus. Lineage: Eukaryota; Metazoa; Chordata; Mammalia; Afrosoricida; Chrysochloridae.